AUAAUAUUAAAGAUGUCAUCAGGUUUUGGUGCUUGGGGUGGUUCAGGAACAUGUUAUCCAAUUUGGAGUGAUUUUUGUACAUGCGUUUUUGAUAAACCAAUUGAAAUUUGUGAACCAUACAGAAGAGAUUAUCAAGAAUGUCUUAAUAAUACCAAAGAAUAUAAAUCUCAAAAAUCAGCUGAUUAUGGCAAAGGUGCUGAUGAAAGACUUGCAAAAGUUAGAGAAGCCAUGAAAAAAGUUGAAGAUUACGAACCAAAAGUUGGAAAAUCAGAAUAAAUAUAAAAAUAUAAAAUAUAUACAAAUAAUUUAAAUUAAAUACGAAAUUUUAAUCAAUCAACCAAUCAAUCAAAAAUUUUAAAAUAAAUCUCUUCCAAAUGUUAAUAUAAAUCACAAAAAAAAAAAAUUUUAAAAAAAAAAUUAAAAUAAAAUUAAAAAGAAAAACUGUUUGGUUUUUUUUCACAAAUAUAUUAC
Dictyostelium purpureum is the source of this 471-nucleotide messenger RNA. RefSeq lists its product as uncharacterized. The record is from RefSeq and is a predicted model, not a curated record. Gene Ontology annotation, biological process: mitochondrial respiratory chain complex I assembly. NCBI's taxonomy places the organism in Eukaryota, Evosea, Eumycetozoa, Dictyosteliales, Dictyosteliaceae. The transcript is spliced from 2 exons. Bases 13 to 276 code for a protein of 87 amino acids.